AUGGUUCCUGUGCCAAGUUGCCCCUACACAUGGGAUUAUUGGACGGCCGAGCCAUCUGAUUAUGUGGAGCUCACAUGCUUGAUGCCAAAUUCUAUAUACCUCCCCCUAACAGUUAGUUGGGAUGCUAAUCUUCAAGAUGUUAAGGAGGAGCUAUGGGAGCUGGCUGCAAAGCAGCCGUUAUUUGGGAUGCUGCAUGAAAUGACGGGCUAUGUGUUCAAAUUUAUUAAUUCAUUGGCUGUUUCUGAAGAAGUAGAUGAUGAGAAUAAAAGACUCCGAGACAUUAGGCCUGUGUUUGGUGUGCUCAUGCUUAUUGAGCGUUCCAUAGAGAGACCAGGGGAGCAUUUGUUAAAUACCCAAAUUAGUCAUUUGAUUGGAAAAGGUUUAAAUGAGUUUGAUAGCUUAAGAAGUUCAGAAGUAAAUGACUUUCGAAAGCGAAUGAGAUAUAUUGCAGAGGAAAGUCUAAUAAGGAGAUCACAGAGUACAAGAUUAGAAAGGUUAAGAUACCAUUAUCCACCGAGAUUAGCCGACCUGCCUACUGUUCCUACAACUUUGAUCAGUCAUCUGAACAACAACUGUUUUAUACUGGUCACUAAAGUAGGGAAUACCGAGUGUAAUGACUUACUAUUAAUUGUUUUGGUUUCAAGUAAUGUG
Brenthis ino (lesser marbled fritillary) is the source of this 651-nucleotide messenger RNA. NCBI's taxonomy places the organism in Eukaryota, Metazoa, Arthropoda, Insecta, Lepidoptera, Nymphalidae. The record is from the annotation of a GenBank genome assembly.